AUGAGCCCAGCGAGGAAAAAAACAGGUGGGAAUUCUGUGAAUAAAAUGGACAGAAAGACCAUCGAAAAGAACAGAAGAAUUGUGAUGAAAGAUCUGUGUUCCAAGCUUACUUCUCUCAUUCCUACUCAGCACUUCAAACCAGCCAAGGAAUUUUUAUCGCAACAAGAUUUGUUCGACCAGGCUGCAAGUUUCAUUAAGCAACUUAAAGAAAGAAUAGAAGAAUUAAAGAGUAGAAAGAGAGAACUAUCUUUGAGAACUGCUGGUGAAACUAACAAUAGUAUUAAAAACUCAAUAAUGCAUGGAGUAAAUUUGCCAAUUUUGAGGUUUAGAGACUUGGGUAGUAGCUUUGAAGUUGUUUUAAUAAGUGGGCACAAGAAGAAUUUCAUGUUGUAUAAAGUUAUUAACAUACUUGAAGAAGGAGGAGCUGAAGUCGUCACCGCUAGUCUUUCUAAUAUUGGCAUCAACAUUUUUCUCAUCCUUCACGCUAAGCUGGCAUAUAGCACUGACAAGGCCCAUGUGGCCCUGGCAGAAUAG
Fraxinus pennsylvanica is the source of this 534-nucleotide messenger RNA. NCBI's taxonomy places the organism in Eukaryota, Viridiplantae, Streptophyta, Magnoliopsida, Lamiales, Oleaceae. The record is from the annotation of a GenBank genome assembly.